AUGUACCAGUACAUGGCCCAACACCGGCUCAGCAAGAGCACACUGCACUCCAAUGAACACUGGGCGUCGCUUCUCCGAGCUAUCAACUGCGCGUUUCCAGAAUACAGUGGCAUUAUCACGACCCGCAUCGAACGCAGACUCGCCUGUCUCCACGACCAUCUCCGCGACCGAGGUCUUAUAGAACAGAAGGGAAUUGGCCGCCAUGCCACGACCGUGUGGCCAGAGCAAACACGUGAGAGAAUACUAGCACGCGGAUGGAUGGGGGAUCUUUCUGCGCUUGCUUUGCCUUUGGUUGCAGACAUGGGCUUGGUCGCCGAGGAAACCGCAGCUGGGAAGCCCGCGUUCUCUGAUUACGACCCGUCGAUCAGCGACUUGGAUCGAGCAGAUCUGGCAUCCGAGUUUUCGGCCGCUCUCUCCUUUAGCGACACUCAUCCAUAUCCGGGAGCCAAACACCACGGACACCUCGCUCGGUACUGCCCUUCUCCACCUGCGUCACCUUCUCUUCGUAAAGCGCGGAUUCGUGGGCUAUCUCAUUCCCGCUGGGCAGACGUGAGUAGCGUUCAGCCGACUGUUGUCGGACGACACACAUCGGGUACUCCAUUCCGCGACAUGGACUUUGGGACCGACCGUGGUAGCAUUCAGCCUAGCAUUGUUCGACAAAGUGAUCCGCACUCGUUCGAACCGGCUGACUUCACCGACGACGAUGGGGCCAGCAUUCAGCCCAGCAUCGUUAGACGUCGCUCACCACCGGUCGAGCGGGUGCUUUUUCCCCCAGCGAAACCCCAGGCCGCUCCUGAUGUGCCGCUCGGCUGGCCUAUCUCGCCAUACUCGGAUGACAGCGACAUGGACAGUUCAGUGUCCAUCCCGCCCCCUCUCUUCUCCGGAUCUCGCCCACGUCGCCCUGUGUCCGAAGUUUUCGAGCUCCCUGGGUCAGACGUGCCGACACAAUUACAUCAGCAUCCACAGCGCCCUCAAACAGACGAUCCUCGCCUGACAGAGCCUUCCGACCGCUGCCAACCCUCUCUCUCGAGCGAAACGGACCAGCAGCACGAAACUGACACUCUGCUCUUGGAGCGUUGGAGGCAAGCCAAUGCCAAGCAGCGCGACAACGAAAUACUGAAAAGACUCCAUCCACUCGAGCAGGCCGCCGCUGCCGUCGAGGUUGCUGAGCUGGAUUGGUGCGACUUGUUCCACCAAAGGUACCUCAACUGGAUACGCAUGUCCCUGGCUGUCAUGGAUGGUCUGUCCCACCCAGGUGCGAACAUGGGGUGUGCCCUGGAUAAGCUGCAGGUCGUUUGUGCUCAAGCCAUGGCGGACGAAACCAGCGACGUGAUGAUUGCAGCUGCUGGUCGAUCAGCCCAAUGCCGACAAAGCUAUGAUGCUCUGAAGACAGAGGUGGCUCGUCACCCAUAUUUUCAGUGA
Molecule: messenger RNA, 1422 nt
Organism: Emericellopsis atlantica
Lineage: Eukaryota; Fungi; Ascomycota; Sordariomycetes; Hypocreales; Bionectriaceae
Exons: 3
Coding region: 1-1422 (473 amino acids)
Source: RefSeq, a predicted model, not a curated record